CUACGACGACUUCGAACCAGAGUGGUGCACAUCCAUCCUGGGGAGGGACUGGGAGACGUUGCGUACCGAGCGUUCAAUGAACUCGACCAAACGCUAUUCAUGGGAUACCUCAAGGAUGCCGUCUAUCUCGAUAUCGGAUCUCUGGGAACUGAUGCCUCAGGGGCUACGUAUUCGCACGGGCGAGGACCAAACCACCGCGUCCAACGCAUAACCCUCCUCCUGAACGCAGACGUCCACGAGCACGCAACACCACUGCAAUGGCUCGCAUCACUCAUCCACCACAUGAUCCACGUCUACUUUCUCGUGGCCUGCGGUCCCGAGCAAGAAAAGGAGCACGACUACGGCCGUCUAACCCACGGUGUGCAAUUCGCGAAAGUCAUGCAAGCCAUCAAGAAACUUACAUCAACCCGCGGGGGACGAACUCUACCCCUGGGCUUUGGGCACAACCUCAUGCCACCCGCAUACUACAACGAGUACUACCGCCUCCCAGCCCGACACCAGCAAUCGAACAAGUACUGCAGCAACUGCCUCCCAGACGUGGACCCAAUCUCCGACCGCGACAUCGAGAAAUACUACACGAAAGCCUGCAAGCCGCUCCACGACCUCCCCGAAUGUGCCCGCAAAUCCACCGUCUCAAUCUACACCAACAAACCCAUCCCCACCACCCCAGACGGCAUCGAAACCGUCCCUCGCGGCGAAGCCACCCCCUCCAUCGACUCCAUGGAAUUCAUCUUCCAAAAGCGCGAGUCCGUCCUCGUCCCCACCACCCUCAUCGACGCCUUCUUCACCAUCCGCAAAGCCUUCCCAGCCCGCCACCUAGAACUCGACAAGAAAAUCCCGCGCUCCGCCUUCAUCUCCCUCCUGCAAUUCCUCCACACAGGCACCUACGCCCCGGACCCGACCCCCGUAUCCUCGACCCCCAAAUCCGGGCCCCCCAUCAUAAAACCCUACCACUCCCACUCCCCCCCUCACAUCCUCACCGACGUCCGCAUGUUCAACCUCGGCGUCGAAGCCGGCUUCAAAGACUGCCAAGCCAUCGCGCUGGACCGCCUGAACGCACAGUACAUGACGCGCGAAGACCCGAUCCAGUUCCUCGCCGCCAUCUACAGCGGGAAGGACCCGCAUCCGGACAUCAGGACCUGGGCGCGCAGGUUCCUCGUGCAGUCGCCCUCUUCGUCUUCCCAUCCCCCGCUAUCUUGGGGGGCGAUGAGCGGUGGUGUAGGCGACGAAGCGUCAGAGCCGCCGAACCUCGUGAAGUUGGAGACGGGGAUGGACCUCCGCGAGCGGUUCUUCGAGCUCGUGGGGCGGAGUGCCGCGUUGGAGAUCGACGUGUUGAAAGCAAGGGCGUGGCUU
This is a messenger RNA of Aaosphaeria arxii CBS 175.79, 1353 nucleotides long. RefSeq lists its product as uncharacterized. The annotation marks the transcript as partial. NCBI's taxonomy places the organism in Eukaryota, Fungi, Ascomycota, Dothideomycetes, Pleosporales. The record is from RefSeq and is a predicted model, not a curated record. The transcript has a single exon.